UUAUAAGCAGCUGUAUGUUUUGCUGUACGGCUGCGCGUAUAAUCAGCUAUAUAGAUAAACGUAUAUAUAUACGCUACUAAGCGUUUCGCUAGCGGUAUAUGAAACAUAUAUUAGUGUGAUUUAAUUAGUACCAGACAAACUGAUUAGCUGGAGAAAAAAGACGAAUGCAAUGGUUCAAAGAGAAACAAAGUAUUUUCUUAUUGCUGUAAUCGGAACCACAAUUAAUAUAACCGCUUACGUGGGUUUGCUUGAUCUACAAAGCAGUAUUCACAUUUCCCACAACCUUGGAACGACCAGUCUCAGCAUUACAUUUGGUUGCGGUUUACUUUUAAGUUUGUUUGUCACUCCUUUGCUUUUGUGCAACUUGGGAGCGAAAUGGACACUCAUACUCGGCGAAUUCGGAUUUAGCGUUCUAACAUUGGCAAAUUUUUACCCAGGGUAUGUCACUAUAAUACCUGGAUCUAUUGCGGGCUCGAUGGGCGAAAGCUUUGUAUGGACAGCUAGUCAAGUGUACGUUGCAAACCUUUUCCUACAUCGGCCUGCUGACAACGAACAUGAUGCUGACUCAAACGGUGAGAUCACCGAUCUAUGGUUUGGGAGGUUCUUCGGCAUUCUAAAAACGUGCGUGAUAUGGGCAAAUUUGAUCUCAUAUGGAGUUCUCUAUGGUUUUAAGAGUUCAAGCAUAUCGAACUUUACAAACGGAAACUAUUCUAAUUGUGCAUCAAACUUUUGCUAUGCAACAACUAAACAUGGUUCAGGUUCUUAUAUUCCGCACAACAGGAAUUCUCUGUACAUUCUCCUAGGUGUAUAUUUGGUCCUACAGCUCUUCAGUGUUUGCCUUCAUGUAUUUUAUCUCGAACCUGCCGAGCGAUCAGCGGCACAUAUACCAAACAGCACAACAGUGGUACGUACAAGUAUUUUGAAUAUAAUCAGUUCAUCAGUGAAAUCAACUGCAUACCAUCUAACAUCUACCGAUCAAAUUCUUAUGACGCCAAUCAUUUUCUACUACGGGUUUAUGGUAUCGUAUUCACUUUCUGACUUCACUAGAGCGUUCGUGUCUUGUACAUUAGGCGUGGAAGAGGUCGGAUUGGUUAUGGCGAUCUACGGUGUUUUUAAUGCAACCAUGGGCUUUGGUGCUGGAAAAGCAUCUCAUAUGUUCGGACUGCCUAUAGUUUACAUCGUCACAUGUUCGUUUGACAUUGGCAACUAUGUCGUGCAACUUCUUUUUCGUCCGGAAGUAGCUACAAGGUAUUGGGUGUUUGCUUUGGCUGCAAUGUUGGGAACUUCUGACGGUAUCUGGCAAACGGUAAUUUCAAUUUCAGAAAUCGUUUACUUCAGGGACCGCCUAGAGCUCGCCUUUGCAGGCGUAUCGUUUUGGCAAGUGUUGGCUAUGACAGUCGGCUUUAUUAUGAGCGGCAGAGUUUGUCUCAAAAUUAGACUAAUUCUUUUAAUAUCCAAUGUCGUUCUGGGUUGUUUUGGUUAUGGUAUCACCGAAACGAAGAGAAGAAAUACUCGGAAUUACUUAUCCGAGGAAAAUGAACCCAUUCUGGAAAGUUGAAUUUUAGCAGUCAGAGUAUAGUAACGUUUUUUUCAUAGUGUUAUUUCUUUGCUCGUGUUUUCAUGCACACAAUACAUGGUAGUUCCACUUAUAACAUUUAUGCUACAAAAGCGUCGAUGUUCCUAUAUCAUUUAUUAUAAAAGACGGUUUCACGGCAGAUUAACACUUCGCUAAACAAAUGGAACAGUGAAGAGUUCGGACUGUGAGGCAAUGAAAUGACAAAGCACAUAUUACUAAACAAAGCCUUUUAUGUGUUAGAUUUCUAUGGUACCAUGAUUCAGCGGAAAUUGCACCAACAAAUAAGAAAUUUAAUAAUUAAUAAGAACGGAAACAGUAAUUAGAAAAUUAAUACAAGGAAAUUAACAAGGGUAAUGUAUACAAGAUUUAUUUUUUGACAAAGCGAUAUUAUUGGUAUACUGUUCUUAAACAACGGUUUUAUAGUUGUAAUAUUUUUGAAGUUAUACGCGUUAACGCGUAUAGCGGUAUUUAUUUUAUACGAGCUAAUUUAAUACUUUGAAGUAGCUAUGCUGAUACGAA
Molecule: messenger RNA, 2095 nt
Organism: Ciona intestinalis (vase tunicate)
Lineage: Eukaryota; Metazoa; Chordata; Ascidiacea; Phlebobranchia; Cionidae
Product: protein unc-93 homolog A-like
Source: RefSeq, a predicted model, not a curated record